ACCAGCUUUCAGUACCAGUUUAGAUCUUGGGAGGGACACAUGGAGAGGAUGGAGAGCAGACAAUACAUGCCUGCAGGUCCUCUGAUGGACGUCACAGUCACUGCUGGGAAUUUAAAUGAAGUUCACCUGCCACACUGGAUCUGCAUCGAUGACGUCCCUGACAUAUUGGACAUGUUUGCAGUCGUUCACAUAGAUGACUGUGGAGAUGUUGUGGAAAAAGUGUCUGAGGUCACACCAACACAUGUCAAGUUAACUGAACCAAAUUUCUCGAUAAUAGCGGCUCUGAUACGUUUCAUAUUUCCUCCAAAAAUCAGCUGUUACAUGUUGAUGUACUAUCAACUCAACACAUCAUUCCUCAAACUCCACGUCUACCUGAUACGACAGGAUCCUGCUCUGGAACAGGAAAUUGCUGAGAAAUAUCGUGAGAAAAAUGAUGAGACAAAAUCCGAUUUGAAAUUUAAAAAAAUCAUAAAGCAUCCCCCAGACCAGUACCUGCAAACUGAGCGUCUUUUCAGCCUCAAAGCCGACGACACAAGUGCAAAAAUUCAGCCGAAGGAGUUAACCCUCAGAUACAAUAGGCAAAACUUCUAUGAGGUGUACUUUAAGAAUCCAGGCAGUGAACUCAUACUUACACUGGUGCACACUCACCCAGCUGAUGGUGAACCAGCUGAUGAGCCACUAUGGAAAUGUGAAAUUCGAGCAGAUGACCAUCCAGAGUCUGGUCAAGCCGAAGCUGCAGGAUACUCAGUGGGAGCAGCUGCUGUCAGCUCUCUGUCGGCUGGUAGGUUCAUCAAUAUUACCUGA
Molecule: messenger RNA, 804 nt
Organism: Oreochromis aureus
Lineage: Eukaryota; Metazoa; Chordata; Actinopteri; Cichliformes; Cichlidae
Product: NACHT, LRR and PYD domains-containing protein 1b allele 5-like
Exons: 6
Coding region: 40-804 (254 amino acids)
Cellular component (GO): canonical inflammasome complex
Source: RefSeq, a predicted model, not a curated record